AUGGCAACUUACAGGCUUUCAAAUAUACCAACUGGUCAAUCAUCAUCUGCCACUAUAUAUCUUCAUGGUGAUGUAAAUGUUCCGAACAAUGAACGCAAUGUGAUCCAGAUUGGUUGGCAUGUUUCAACCCUCCUGUACGAUACAAAUUAUCCUCGUUUUUUUACUUAUUGGACUAGUGACGGAUAUGAGAAAACGGGAUGUGUGAAUUUGUUAUGUCCUGGUUUUGUUAGCACCACUAAUAUUUAUGGACCUGGAAGUUUUAUUCCUCAAUUUUCCACUUAUGGCGGCGAACAAAAAUAUCUAGCGAUACUAAUCGCCAGGGAUUCUAAUACAGGGAAUUGGUGGGUUACAUAUAAUGAUGAACUACCUCUUGGGUAUUUCCCUAAGGAAUUGCUUCCAACGAUGGAUGAUUGUGCAGAAAUGGUUCAAAUGGGUGGACAUGUUUACUCUCCCUUGAAUGUGCCAAGCCCUCCGAUGGGCAGUGGUCAUCCAAGUAAUGAAGGACGUAAUAAAGCUGCUUAUUUCAUUCAAGUUCAGUUUGUGGAUUGGUUUAAUAGAACUUAUGAUUUAGAUCCUACGCGUAUUGUGGCUUGGGCUGAUAUCGGUGAUUAUUAUAGCAUAACGGAUAAUCAUUAUGUAGAUGAUAAAGAUAAAUUUGUUUUUGCUUAUGGAGGAGCUGGAGGUUUUAAAUAA
Molecule: messenger RNA, 693 nt
Organism: Zingiber officinale
Lineage: Eukaryota; Viridiplantae; Streptophyta; Magnoliopsida; Zingiberales; Zingiberaceae
Exons: 4
Coding region: 1-693 (230 amino acids)
Source: RefSeq, a predicted model, not a curated record